CUAGUUUAAUUUUACAGUGAUUAGUCAUAAUUUCAGGGGUUUUGUGGUCAACAUAUGUUUUUACAACUAAAGUUUGUUAUAGAGAGAGAAGAACAGAGUGAUCGUCAAAAAAAAAAGAGAGAGAAGAACAGAGUAAAGCCCCCCAACCGAACCUGAAGAAGAUAAACAAUUAAAAAGACUUUCGUUGGACUCUCUCCUUGUUGUGUCUAUCUCUCUCUAUCUAUCUAUCGAUCUCUCUUUAUGUAUAUAUAAAGACAGAACAAAUCAACCUCUCCUUCUUCCUCUUCUUCAACCUUCCCACGACCCAACAAAAUCUCUCUAAACGCACCACAAAAAAUCCAAAAGUCAUCCCUCUCCCUCCAUUUUUGGACGACCGAACACAACUUUUAUUUUCUCUACCGGAAAAAAAAACACACAAUUUGUGUCAAAAAUUAAACGAUUGGGUCCUCAGCUUUUCUCGAUUUUUCUUUUUUGGCAUCUCUUCUUCUUCUUCUCGCCGUCGCCGUCACCGGAGAUUAGAUUACUCCGUGGUGUUUGCGUUUUGGCCUUUCGAAAUUUUCAAUUUCUUUGUGAUACAAAAAAAUUGAAGCAAGAAGAAGAAGAAGAAGCAAGAACACGAUUCAAGAAAAUAAAAAGAAAUGAACAAGACGACGUUACGUUACGAUCCAAGACAGAUCUCGAGGCAAACGAAACCGUCAGAUACACCAUCGUCUUCUCCUUCACGUAGUCACCGUAGACAGCCUUUACUCCAACGAAGCCUCUCUUCCCCUUCUCCUCGAGCCACUUGCGGCGGAUCCACUCCCGCCGAGUUCUGCGGUGGUACCACCGCAAGUUGCGCCGCCGUUUGGUGUUGCUGUCCCUGCGGACUCGUUAACCUCCUCGUUCUCGCCAUCUACAAAGUCCCUAAAGGUAUCUGCCGCCGCGCUAUCCGUAACCGCCGCCGUAAACAACUCGUCAAGAACGGUAUCCUUCCGCCGCUUCCGACCGACGAGCGGCGGGUUUUUCAGAACUCAGAGUUCGCUAUUCAUCCUUUGGAUAGCGAAGACGUCUCCGAGGACGACGACGACGAUAAUUUCUUGGAUCUGAAGUAUAUCGGAAAACCUAUAGCGGCGGGGUUUACGACGGAGGAGGAGGAGACCGAUGAGGACGACGAGGCCGUGCUGGCAUUGGAGAAAGAGAUGUGGAAUAGGUUUUACGGCGCCGGGUUUUGGAGAAGUCCUUCACAGAGGGAAUCAGUUUCGUCUCCGAGAGUUUCAAAGUCUCUUUCGUCAUCGCCGAGACCUUCGUUUACUGAAAUAUACAGGAAUAGGGAUAUAACGAUUAGAGGCGGCGGAGGAGCUACUACUACUAAUACGGUGGUGGCGACGACGACGACACCGAGAGCCGUUAGGCAUUUUGAUUAGGGGAAUGUGAGAGAGAAGGCUUUAUCAUGAAACAAAUUUGUUGUCCUUUGUUAAUAGUUCGAUAUAUAUUGUGAGAGUGUUGUUGUUGUGUGUCUAAGCUUCUUCUUCUGCCUUUUGUCAAAUCUUUGGUGUUGUGAUUUUUUAAUUUCCUCGAUGGUAUGGGAUUGUAUGAUCGUCAAAUGUGAAUUUCCGAAACUGAAUCGUGUGUGUGAUGGAGUAAUUUGUUGAUCUUGA
Molecule: messenger RNA, 1637 nt
Organism: Camelina sativa (false flax)
Lineage: Eukaryota; Viridiplantae; Streptophyta; Magnoliopsida; Brassicales; Brassicaceae
Source: RefSeq, a predicted model, not a curated record